Messenger RNA from Pseudogymnoascus destructans, 4329 nucleotides. RefSeq names its product Nitrogen assimilation transcription factor nit-4 (gene NIT4). The transcript has 3 exons. Bases 237 to 2828 code for a protein of 863 amino acids. The record is from RefSeq and is a predicted model, not a curated record. Gene Ontology annotation, biological process: DNA-templated transcription; regulation of DNA-templated transcription. Gene Ontology annotation, molecular function: DNA binding; zinc ion binding; DNA-binding transcription factor activity, RNA polymerase II-specific. NCBI's taxonomy places the organism in Eukaryota, Fungi, Ascomycota, Leotiomycetes, Thelebolales, Thelebolaceae.
UACUAAGACAACUCAAUGAGCGACUUCUGAUUACCACGCAACUCGAAUCGAGCCGUGUGAUUAGGAUCCCAUAACACUCCAGGAGGGAUACCGGCCUUGUUCUUAUGUUUUCUGCUGUUCAGAGUCGAUAUUUUGCCCCUGAUUCACCCAUGUGGUUAUCUACAAGCACCCUGACCGCCCACUCCCUACAGUAGUAGCGCAAUAGCGUGUUCUGGCAGCCGCAUCCCCCACUCGAGAUGGGAGAUCGCGAGAUCCUCGAGGUGACCCGGCGCGAAUCACCUUUAAAUAUGGAUAAUGGUUCUAGUGAGGCUCGGAAGUUGCCGCCCCACGCGCCGGCGAAGAAGAAGUCCCGGUCGAGUCGCGACGCCGCUGCCAUCAAGCGACGAUGCGUGAGCACAGCCUGCAUUGCCUGUCGCCGGAGGAAGUCAAAGUGUGAUGGCAAUACGCCGUCGUGCGCUGCCUGCUCGAGCGUCUAUGACACUGAAUGCGUGUACGACCCAAAUAGCGACCAUCGACGUAAGGGAGUGUAUAAGGAAAAGGCCGAUAUCAAGGCGCGCGAGUCGACAUUGCAGACGAUCGUGCAGGCAAUACUGAACUCCUCCGAAGACAGUGUUUCGGCUUUGGUUCGACAGAUACGCACCUGCGACAACCUAGACGAUGUCGCAGACACUAUCGCCCGAAAGGAAAACUCCGAUGUGAGGGCGGAGGACGAGGACGAUGAUGAUCUCAUGAUUGCGGCAUACUCUCAAACCGUCGCUCCGACCUUUGAAAACGAGCUUUCGGGGAAAAUGGGCGAAUUGAGGAUCGAGAAUGGGUCGAUGCGGUUCAUUGGCGGCACAUCGAACUUGAUAUAUCUCUCACCAGAGGAUGAUGAGAAGGAUGGCUCGGACGCGCUACAGCAACAAGAUGCGCCAUUAUUAAGCUGGACAACUGUUACGGCGGACGCUGAGCUUAUACUACAUUUGCUAAACAUGUACCUGAGCUGGCACUACCCAUACUUCACGACAUUAUCGAAGAGCCUCUUCUUACGAGACUUCCUCCUGGGAAAACCGCCCGGGAAUUCCAAGCGGACAUUAUACUGCUCGUCAUUGCUAGUCAAUGCAAUGUUGGCACUAGGGUGUCACUUCACCAAUUCGCCAGCGGGCUGUGCGGAUCCAGAGGACCCCGCUACGAAAGGAGACGCAUUCUUCCAAGAAGCCAAGCGCUUAUUUGUUGAGAAUGAUGAAUAUGAGAAGCCACGAUUAACGACUGUACAAGCCUUAGCAUUAAUGUCCCUGAGGGAAGCCGGCUGCGGCCGCGAAGCAAAGGGCUGGGUAUACAGCGGAAUGAGCUUCCGCAUGGCGUUAGAUAUGGGUCUAAAUCUAGAUUCCGGCGGAAUGGCCAGCAGCAAGGACCCAAUGGAUGAGAAAGAGAUCGACGCACGAAGAGUAACAUUCUGGGGCUGCUAUUUGCUCGAUAAGUGCUGGUCCAACUACCUGGGACGCAUGCCCCAGCUGCCGACGUCAAAUAUAACUGCUCCAAAAUACGAUGUCUUCCCGGAUGAGGACAGUGACACUUGGUCGCCAUACACCGAUACUGGAGUUAGUCAGUUGCAUUCGCAGCCGUCACGCACAAGAGCAGUUGCGUUGCAAAUAUCAGCAUUGUGCGAGAUCAGUAGCGACCUACUGAUAUUUUUCUAUCAUCCCCAGACGCUGGAGCGGUCUAUGGGGAAGCAGUCCGAGCUGAAGAAGUUGAGUGAGCUGCAUACCCGCCUUGAGGCAUGGCGCAAGGAGCUGCCCAAGGAGUUUGAGUAUAAAGAGGGGCAACUACCUAAUGUUUUACUUAUGCACAUGUUUUUCCAUCUCCUUUACAUCCAUCUAUUCCGCCCAUUCCUGAAAUACAACCCAUCGACCUCUCCUCUUCCCAGUCACGUCUCGCCCCGAAAAUUCUGUACUUCCGCUGCCUCCGCAAUCUCCAAACUCAUGCGUCUGUACAAGCGCACCUAUGGACUCCGUCAAAUCUGCAACAUCGCCGUCUAUAUGGUCCACUCGGCUUGCACCAUUCACCUACUCAACUUACCCGACAAAGCUGCCAAGCGCGACAUCAUCCAUGGCACCAAGCACCUCGAAGAGAUCGCAGAGGACUGGUUAUGUGCCCGCCGCACCUUAAGCAUCAUAAGCGUACUCGCAUGCAAAUGGAAGAUCGAGCUCCCAGAAGAAGCACGCGACGUCCUCCAUCGCACCGACGCCAAAUACGGCACCUUCUCCCCCACCGACGUCCCCAGCCCCAAAUCCGAAUUGAACUUGGGUACGCCGCCGGGGUACAGCUCUCCCGAGGCUCCCAAAGCCGCGAAGACCGUAUCGGUGCCGCCGCCAAACCCACCAGGCAGCGCGCAGAAUAACGUGUACACGACCUUAGCGCCCUUCGUGCCCGUAUCGGCCGCAGGAGCAGAGGUAGGCCCCAUGUCUCUCGUCGAUGACUCUGGGUUGAACAUGACAGUGCCGUACCUUCGAAGCGCCGCAACAGGCCUCUUCAACGUCCUCCCCCCCAAUAUAGGCAGCAGCCCACGCACUUCGAAGCCGGGACAGACGGCGCCGCGGCAGGCGAUGGCGGGUCCAUCGCAAGGGAGGCAAGUUAGUCCAACAACGUUGUUUGGGGGACAGGGGGCGAUGGGUGAGGGUCAGGAUUGGUGGCUGCGCGAUCAGGCGAGCCUGGCGGUCGGGUUUGAUAAUUGGGAGGAUUUAGGGAGUGUGGGUGGGGAGGGGGCUUUCUUCACGGGCGAGGCCUCGGGUUUGGACGAUAGUCCAAGAAUGGGGGGCCCUGUAAGCCAGGAGGAAUGGUAUAAUUAGGCUUGCACAAAAGGGAUACCGUGAGGAUAUUUUUUUGCGAAUUGUCUGGUCGUUUAGGACUGGUGGCUGGUGGGGUUUAAUAAGGGAAGACAUUAUGGCCUGAAAAUGGCGGUAUAUAUCACUCUCAACUCUCGUCUUUAGCCUAUUACUUCUUAGAAAGUAUUUUUUUAGGCACGCGUGGGAUCUAUUCAAAAUAGAAACCACAUCGAUUCGCAGUCAUCUCGUCUUCGUGGCGUUUCGGUUUUGUUUUCAUAAAAUAAGGAUAAGUUAAACUUAAUAUAACCCAGAAUAAUUAUUUAAUUCAACCAACAAUAGAUUAUCAAUCACGACUGCAAACGUAUAGUCUAUACCGACUAUAUGCUAUCAUUGCAAAUCAUAGCCAUAUUAUACUGUCCGAGACUCUGUUCUUAUUGAUGCCACGUGGCUGUCCUCCAAACGCGCAUUAGAGGAAGAGAUGGAACGGAUACAUUCCGUGUUCGAUAUCUAAGCAUGGCUCAACUUCGCAUGAUCCCUCAGGAUAUCAUUCAAUCCAUCCCGCUUCUUGCACUGGUCAAAGUGGAAGCUCUUCGCGCACUCCUCCAGCUCUUCCUUGCCCAUUCCACUGAACUGCUGGGCAAACUUAUCCGACAACGUCCGUGACAAGAACGUCUGAAGAACCGCGCGCCUGACAUGACACUCCACGUUCCACGGAGUUGGGUACUCAUCCUUCGCAUCCGGGUUCACCUUCUCAAGCUCUGCCACAAGCGGGGCCAUUACCGACUCCAUGGAGGCGCCGGGAUACGAUCCCCACGCAUCUAGCUGGGCAUCCACUUUGAUCUGGAGGGAAGGGGCAAUAGUACGAUUCCACUUCGACUCCGGGUCCGUGUAGAUCAUACCCUGCAGGCCAAUGUCCUUAUAUAGCCAGAUGCUCCAGGGGAUAGCGUGCUUAUCGUAAAUAUUCAGUUGCUCCGCGAGCAUGUUAUAGCGCUGCUCAUUGAUCUUUUUCGCAGCUUCGUCUUUCUCAUGGAUGCUGUAGACUGGCCCGAACUCGCCGUUCCAGCACGGCACAUCGUAUUUAGCCAUCCACUCCGCCUUGCGGCGGAAUGAUUUCUCAAGCCUGGAUUUCUGCUCGUCUGUGCCAAGGUAUGCGUCCCCCGAGGGGAAGCCCAUGGAGUUGUAGUCGUGGUUGCUGUAAGCAGUGUUGGGGAGCUUAGUGGGGCCGGAAACGAGGGGCUCGAAGCCGACAAACUCCAUUGCGAAUGUAUUUCUGUAAAUUGUCAGAUAGGUCUUUUCGUGGCAAAAGGAGGGGUGAGUACCCAUCAAGCCAGAGGAUGUGAUCUGGCACGGAUGGCCUCUCCAGGCGCUGGUAGAAGGCAGGAAGGCGGACAUGCUCAGGAUCACACGGCUCAUUGAUAGGGUUGUAACCUGCGACCCAAGGGUUCCCCUUGUACCGCGCAGUAAUUAUUUCCCAUAGCCAUCGGUACAGUCUUGAUGGUAUUUAUAAUCCCAAAAAGACGCCCAG